This is a messenger RNA of Venturia canescens, 2536 nucleotides long. RefSeq names its product protein scarlet-like (gene bw). Gene Ontology annotation, biological process: transmembrane transport. The record is from RefSeq and is a predicted model, not a curated record. Gene Ontology annotation, cellular component: plasma membrane. Lineage: Eukaryota; Metazoa; Arthropoda; Insecta; Hymenoptera; Ichneumonidae. Gene Ontology annotation, molecular function: ATP hydrolysis activity; ABC-type transporter activity; ATP binding. The coding region runs from base 390 to 2309 and encodes 639 amino acids. The transcript is spliced from 14 exons.
ACCGUGAAGACUGGAUCCCCUGAUAAUCUUUCCAGGUUUUUCAGCCACCGAGACACGACCCUAAAGAGGUUUUUUUGCUCUCGUUCUCGCCCACCGAUUCUCCUUUUUUUUCGUCUGUUUGCUCGCGCCAUUUUUUCAACUCGAUUUCCUCGAUUUUUUGUGAAAAUGGGAACGAAAAUCCAGAGAAGAAAGUAACGAAGAAAACUGACGAAUUUGCUUCAGUCUUUUUUAUCUAUUGGGGAAAUUCGGUUUUUUAUUUUUAGAGUGAUUAAAAAAUUCCUAGAGAAAUACGAGGCUCGGGUUUCUGCACAUUUUUUCGAAGCUUCGGGAGUGCUUGGGGAGGGAACACGUGAGCGUUGCCGAAACAAACUCAACAAGAGUGAUCCAAGAUGAAGCUGGACUCGGAGCUCCGAUCGAAUGGGAAAAGCGGCUCGUGCAGCGCUCCCCUUCCAAACAGUCGUCUCGUUCUCGCAUGGAAAAAUAUAUGCUACAGCGUAAAGAGGAAAAAAAGCGGCGGAUAUUUGAUGGGCUUAAUUCGCGCUAGAGAAGUAGAAAAUGUUCAGCUGCUGCAGGGAGUGAGCGGAGUCGUACAGUCGGGGACGCUUAUGGCGAUUUUGGGACCGAGUGGCUGCGGUAAAACUACCCUCUUGGCGACAAUAAGCCGACGAUUGAAAGGAGAUGCGACCGGCGAUGUUCUGCUGAACGGAGAGCCCGUCGAUCGAAAAAUCAUGUCGAGAAUAUCCGGAUUCGUUCCGCAGGAGGAUCUCGCGGUCGAGUCACUCACAGUGCAGGAGCACAUGGAAUUCAUGGCUCGGAUGAAAAUGGAUCGGAGGUUCAAAUCAGCGUUCAGAACUCUGAGGAUCGCUGUCCUUUUGGGUGACCUGGGUCUGGAUCGUUGCCAGUACACCAAAUUGUCCGGACUUUCGGGCGGAGAACGAAGGAGGGUUUCACUGGCCGUUCAGCUGCUGACCGAACCGAGCGUGCUAUUUUGCGACGAGCCAACCACGGGCUUGGACAGCUAUUCGGCGAUGGUCGUCAUAAGAACGUUACGGGAAGUCGCGGCUCGAGGCAGAGUCGUCAUUUGCUCGAUCCAUCAGCCAGCCUCCGGCCUGCUCGACCUUUUCCACGAGAUUCUUUUGAUCUCCGCUGGAAGAGUUGCGUUUCAGGGCUCGUCGGCAAACGCAACGAAGUUUUUCAACAGCCUCGCUCUUUGCUGCCCUCCGACCUUCAACAGCGCGGAAUUCUUCGUCUCCCAAUUGUCAGUGACUCGUGACAGGGAAGCCGAAUGUCUGGCAAAAACGAGAUUCAUAUGCGAUCAGUUUCAAAAAUCUAUACACGGCCAGUUGAUAAAAAAGAAGCUGGAAGAUUCCUGCGCCGGAAUACUCAACGAAGCGGCGCCUCAUCCCAUUUUUUCAAGCGGCGCUUCUUCGAUGUCGAUAAACGAAUUCAAAAAAGUUCGAUCCUACACUCAACUCGAGUGGCUUACGUGGAGAAAUUACAUCGAUUACAAAAGAAACAAAUUCACGAUUUUCUUCAAAUUUCUUCUCUACAUGUUUAUAGGUUUGCUCGUCGCAGUGCCCUACGUAUCGGUGACAGAAAACAUCGACCAGCGCGGGAUACAGAACAUGCAAGGAUUGAUGUAUCUCGUAGUGACUGAAACUAUUUUCACAUUUAAUUACGGUGUCUUUUACACUUUUCCCAAAGAACUGCCGUUACUCUUGAGAGACAUUGCUGGCGGUCUGUACAGCCCCGCUCCUUAUUACGUCAGCAAAGUCGUCGUAAUGAUUCCCGGUGCAAUUGUCCAGCCCUUUUUGUACACGGCCCUAAUUUUUGGCAUCGUCGGUUUGAAAGGCGGUUUCGCAGGAUUUCUUUUCUUCGCCGUGCCAGUAAUGCUCAGCGCGGCUGUUGCAACUGCGGUUGGUUGUCUCAUGUCGGCAGCCUUCGAGUCCAUCGACACUGCCUCGCUUCUGGCAGUUCCCAUAGACUUCUUGACCCUCAUAUUCAGCGGGAUUUAUUUGCAUCUCCGGGAUUUGCCGGUUCGAGUGUCUUGGCUCAAGUACAUAUCGCACUUCUACUACAGCACGGAAGCCGUUUCGCUAGUCCAAUGGAGCGAAUUCGAUCACAUAGCGUGUCCCGAGGACCCCGAAGAGCCGUGCGUAUCGAGCGGGGCAGGCGUUCUGGAUAAAUAUGGUUACGAGCCAGGCAAUUAUAUAACCGAUCUGGUUGGCCUCGUGGCGAUGUUCGCGGCCGCUCACGUCGCUGGUUAUCUCGCACUCAGAAUUCGGAGUCGAAAGCAGCCAGUUUAUUAGAGUAUCCGGAGGCUCGAUUCGUCGAGGGGUCGAACGACUGGGUAAAUCGUUCGACGGAAACGAUCGACGAACCGCGAGAAUCAAUUGCUCCGCAUCGAUCGCUCAGUUUCACGCGUUUUUGUUUCGCAGAUUUUUAUCCACUGUUUUGUCUGAUAAAUUUUUUAUUCUUGUACACGAUGUAAAAGAAACGUUUUUUUCAAUUGUGCAAUAAAAUCUUCUUCCGAGUA